Molecule: messenger RNA, 511 nt
Organism: Geodia barretti
Lineage: Eukaryota; Metazoa; Porifera; Demospongiae; Tetractinellida; Geodiidae
Source: the annotation of a GenBank genome assembly
CGCACAGCAGUGCCUACCGUAACUUUGUGAACAGGCCUUUACACAGUGGGUUGAUAAUGUAUGGAGAGAAAGAGAAAGAACCAACUUCUGUAAAACUAACUUGAUGUCCACUACUAGCACUGAGCAUAGCUGGUGUUUCAGAGAUUCCAUCAAGUACUACUGUAUUGCUAGCUGUUUUCGCGACUGACAACCUCCCACUGUCUCUACAUAGAUACACAUCCUAUGUGCACACUUCUUUGUCUGCAGUGUUGGUUGGCCGAUGCCACCCCAGGUGGUUAGCUAGUGUGUGUCCCCAUUCCAUUCUGCAGGAGAGUCAAUUCCCAUUCGUCUGUUCCUGAGUGGGUACGACCUCACGCCCACCAUGCGGGACGUCAACAAGAAAUUCUCUGUUCGUUACUAUGUCAACCUGGUUCUGGUGGACGAGGAGGAGAGGAGGUACUUCAAGCAACAGGAGAUAGUCCUGUGGAGAAAAGCUGACCCAAAAGCAGCCAGAAAGUCUGUCAAGAAAUAG